UCAACGACGGGCAGCUGGCGUGAACAGUUCGCAGUUCGCAAAACGCAGUUCGAAACGGUUAACGGCUCGACGACGGUCGCGCGUUUGCUUGGCGUGCCAAAAAGCAAGAAGAGCAAACAUACACAAACACACACACAGAGCAUUGAAAAUAAAAUUUUGCCAAAUCCAUUCAAAAUUGGUUUUUUCAAUCGCAACGCGAAGAAAUGCGACGCGGCAUACAACUAACAGCCAAAUCAAAUCACAAAUAAAUCAAAGCAAACAAAUAAAGUAUGUCCCACAGUUAAAUCAAAUUAAAUAUACAACAAAAAGUGCGUGAAUAAUCAACUGCAGUUCUAUAACUCAUAUAUAUUCAUAUAUACACAUAUAUAUAACGAUCAAAGUGCAGCAGAGGAACGCUCUCAAUAAAAAUCUACGCGCCUUGAAACGCCCCUUGAAAAUAAUUAUUGAAGAGAAGAAACAAUCUAACAACAACAACAAGCAACAACGGCAUGCUGAUGCACACCACAUCCACCACAUCGACAGCCACGAUGACCAACUCAUCCUCCUCAGCCACGCCCACACCGGGCUCGACAUCGUCCAACAACAGCGCCACGCUGGAAACGCUGCAACAACAGCAGCAACAACAGCAGCAACUGCAACAUCAACUGCAGCAAUUGCAUACGACAUCGUCUAACAAUUCGCGUCCACCAUCCCGAGCGCCCUCCAUACUGGACAGUCCGACGCUGGCGCGUGUAGAACGCGCUCGACUGCGUCUGGAGCAGCAGGAACGUGAACGCGAACGCAGCAGCCAGCGCAGCAGUCAAGGGGGCGGCGGUGGUGGCGGCGGAGGUGGCAGCAGUAGCGGCACAGGCAGCACAGCAACGACCAUGAAUCGUGAGGAUAGCCUGGAGCGCAGCAUAUUGGAUCCAAAGAAAGAUGCGGCGCCAUGGCAUCAGAUGUGGACGCAUAUGAAACGCCUAUCGCACGCCUCCAAAGUCAACUCGACGAGCAGUUUGACAGCACAGAAAACAGAUGUGGGCGUUGGCCAUCAUCACCUGACAGCAAACAACAUUACAAAAGCAACAACAACAACAACAACAAAACCAACACAAAUAGGCACAGCAACUAUAACAAUUAAUGGUGACACAGGCACAGGCACAGGCACAGGCAGAGGAACUAUGCCAGGGAAAUGCAUAUUAUUCCCGGAUAAGACGUCCUCACUGAAAAGUUCCAUGUAUACGCAACAGGUGUACUUCAGGCCCGAUAUGGUGAGUGUCAACAAUAACUACAAAAAUGCCCGACAGCUAGUUUUACAGCAAUCGCUGCUAGCGGGUCGCAUACCUGUGGCCUCCAUGACGGGACCAAUUAAACGCGGACUGCUGUGGCAGCAACGGGAUCGUCUCUUCUCGCGCUGGAAGGAAAGAUAUUUUGUGCUCACCCGCGACUAUUUGCAUUGCUUUAAACGUGCCUCGGGCUCGGCCAAUGAACGUGCCUCGGAUAUGGGACAAUUUAUAUUUAAGGUCAAGCUGGUCGACGUGGAGAAGGUGGAAUGGCUCAAUAGACGCUCGUAUAGCGCCAUUGGGCUGCUACUGGGACGCGAAGGUCGGGUGCUCUUGCGCUGCGACGAUGGCCUCGAGGAUUGGUUUGAGCUGCUGGAAGAAUGCACGCUGACCUCCAAGGAGCGUCGUCGCGCGCUGAAGAUCGCUCAGGGUCCCAGAUCGCGCGCCUCUCUGGCCGCACCCGUCUCGCAUGCCUCGCUGCAGUUCCAGCACUUUGGCCUGGGCAGCACCUAUUCCAGCGCCCUGGACGAUUGGCUGAUGACGAAUGGCUCGGCGAGCGGCGGCGGCGGCGGCCUGGCACGUCAUAAAAUCGGCGCUGGCAGCCUAAAUGGCUAUGCGGGUGCCAAUCCAUUUUUGUUCAGCGACUCUGUGCCCGAUCUGAGUGCCCUCAACAAUGAGAAUCAUAAUCAUCAUUUGAGCGGCAUCUCAACGAAUCACUCCACACCACAAAAAAUACCGCAUCACAGCAAUGCAAAUCUCAGUCGAUACUCGAAUGGCUAUGCCUCGGCGCAGAACAGCUUCACCCAGGCUGGUGGCGUCUUGUAUGGCUCGCCUCGGCGGAUUUUCAUCAACAGCAGCUUCGGUUCCAAUCAGGUGGUUGACGAGGAGACCGCCGAGGAGGCUGAGGUGCAGUUGCGUCGCCCCAGACUUUUCCGCGGCAUCAGCGCCCAACCGGACAAUGGCAAUGAACUGGACAGAGAUUGGCUCUAUCGCAAACCUCGUGCGCCCACCGAUAUGCGCCAUUCAGUUCAACCCAUGCUGCCCACUCACAAUGCGAAUGGCGGCAGCACAGCUGGCCUGGCCAACAACAAACAGGAGCUGGACUGCUCGGCCCAUGAUAGUGGCCUGGACACGCCUCCAUCUACACACCGCCCCUCCAGCUAUCGCGAGGCCGCGAGUCGCGACAGCACCGAAACGAAUGGCAGCUCAUCACGUGGCACGCUGCUCAACAAUUCGCCCGGCGGCAGCUUCCGCGCCAAGAAGCUGAGCGCCCAGGUGAACAAUCUGAAUCAGUUGAACGCGUUGCACGGCUCGCGCUACUCAGUGCAGGAUCAGCGCAUACUGAAGAUGCGCAACAAUGAGGAGGAGCGCUGUGCAUCCAUUAAGUUGGCCAAUCGUCUCAAUCAUAAUCACGAGCAGAACACCAAUACCAACACCAACGGCACCUAUGAUCCCAAUCAGAAUCGCUACUAUAAGAAUGGCAAUGCCACGCCCCCCAUUUCACUAACGCCCCAGCAUACGCCACAGCACAAGAUCAUGCAUCAUCACAGCAAUGGCAAUGGCAACGGCAACAGCGGCACGCUCAACGGCAACGCCGGCUCCGCCAUGAACGGAUCGGCCAUCUUCCGGGAGCGUUAUCAGCAUCCAGCUCUGGCGGCCAUCAUCAAUGAGGCCCAGGGCCUCAAGUUUCGAGAACGUGCCCAUUCGGAUAGCCAACAACGUCGACUGAACAACAACAACAACGGACCGAUGCCAGUACCCGCCUCCCCGCUGGCCCAGCGACGCAACAACGUCCCCAUCUUUGGAACACCCACGCGCGUAUAGCGGUUAAAAGUCUAAAUACUGAAUAUAUAAUAUAAUAUAAAUGUAUGUACUGUGAGAGGUGGUACCAACACACAUAAAUAUGCAUUACCAUUAGCCCAAUAUGUAGACUAAUCUUUAAGUGAAAUCAAAUUUUCAAAUUAGUCAACAUAUAAUACUUGAAUAAAGGAAAUAUCAAGAAAAUAAUAAAUAAAUAAUAAAAAUAAUAUAUUUAAAAAAAACUAUGUAAAAUAUAUAUCAUUUGUAGACCUUAAGUGCAGCGACUUUCUAGCGCUUGGCUAAAACAUGCCAGCGAGUUAUUGUAGUAAAAAAUAAAUAAACAUACAAUUGAAAUAAUUAUAAUUAGUUUAAAUAUGUAGCUUAAUUACAAAUAAAAUUACAAUUCUCUAGUAGUUUUAGUGUGCUACAUUGUCCAGCUUUAUCAAAUCAAAAACAUUGUCUAGAACAACAGCUCUAUUGGUAUGUGGGAGGACUAGAUGAGAAAUAAUAUAUUCUAAAUUUUACGAGCAUUAACUAGGACUCAAAAAUUAUAUGGAACGCAAUAUCUUUAUUGGAAUUGAAAGUAUAAAUUUAAUACAUUUUUAAUUUUUUUAAUGGGAAUUUUUAAAUUAUACACAUGAAAAAUUCUCAUUUUAUGUUUUUUUUUUUUUCUGAUGUCAAUUAGUUUAUAGAAUUGUGUUAAUGACUAUCAAUGGAUUAUUUUGUUUAGAAUAUUACGUGAUAUUAAUUGUGGAAGCAUAAUCUUCUAGUCCCCCUAUUACUACAAUUAUAAGAUUUAUUUAGCUUUAGCUGACUUUAUGUAAAAUGUCAAAAUAAAAUAAAUUAUAAAACAA
Messenger RNA from Drosophila mojavensis, 3913 nucleotides. Its product is annotated as AAC-rich mRNA clone AAC11 protein. Gene Ontology annotation, biological process: actin cytoskeleton organization. The coding region runs from base 489 to 3083 and encodes 864 amino acids. The transcript has 10 exons. The record is from RefSeq and is a predicted model, not a curated record. Lineage: Eukaryota; Metazoa; Arthropoda; Insecta; Diptera; Drosophilidae. Gene Ontology annotation, cellular component: plasma membrane.